AUGUCGGGCUGUAAGUCAGCACAGGAAAUUUCGUCUCAGUAUAACGCAAGCGAUGCCGAAGUAGUCUUCAUUAGCAUAGACAAUGUGAAAUAUAGGAUUCAUUCGUAUAUGCUCAAGGCCAACAGUGCAGUCUUCCGCGAUCUUCUUGGUGAAUCGUCUUCGAAACCUGCCUACCAACCUAUCCGGCUUGAUGCUACCUCCGCCGACUUAUCCUGCUCCCUGAACUUCAUGUAUCAAAGUCACCCAGCUCUACCGAGCAGUUGGACUCAAGCUGAAGUCGUCUCAGAGUUAUGUGAUAGGUAUAAAUGCGAUAUCAUCAAAGAGAGAAUGAUGCUCGCUCUGAGAUCCUUCUCACCCAAAAGACCAUGGGAGGCAUUCUGCUUUGCAAGUCACCAUGACGAUAUCAUCCUUGCACGACAUGCACUACAAUCAUUAGGAUUAGACAAGAAGCGCAAGAAUGCCACUUCAAGUGAAAUCACACUUGAAGACGCUUCAAAGGCAACUUUACCGUAUUUACUAGGAUAUUUCGAUCUGUGUAAUAUGUUAGAACCGCCUUUGAUAUAUAGAUCAGGACUGCUUGAGAAAGAUUGGAAUACCCUUGGAAAAUGGUUUACACCGAGGAAGUAG
Kwoniella mangroviensis CBS 8507 is the source of this 627-nucleotide messenger RNA. RefSeq lists its product as uncharacterized. The transcript is spliced from 2 exons. Bases 1 to 627 code for a protein of 208 amino acids. Gene Ontology annotation, molecular function: protein binding. NCBI's taxonomy places the organism in Eukaryota, Fungi, Basidiomycota, Tremellomycetes, Tremellales, Cryptococcaceae. The record is from RefSeq and is a predicted model, not a curated record.